Molecule: messenger RNA, 1578 nt
Organism: Epinephelus fuscoguttatus (brown-marbled grouper)
Lineage: Eukaryota; Metazoa; Chordata; Actinopteri; Perciformes; Serranidae
Product: NADPH oxidase organizer 1-like
Exons: 8
Coding region: 74-1564 (496 amino acids)
Biological process (GO): superoxide anion generation
Molecular function (GO): superoxide-generating NADPH oxidase activator activity; phosphatidylinositol binding; protein binding
Source: RefSeq, a predicted model, not a curated record
GCAGGUCAACGGGAGACUGAAGGUCAAGAAAGCAGCCAUUCAUCCUGAGAGCUGAGACACAAACGAGUGCACCAUGGUCGGUGAACAGCGCUUUGUAAUCAGUGCCCGCAUGAUUGGAGCCGUCCACAGGGACUCACCAAAGCUCAAGAUGUUCAUGAUAUCUGUGUUAUGGUCUGAUGAGACUGAAGUGAUUGUCUACAGGUCCUUCCAGGAUUUCAAGAAAUUUCAUAGGCAGCUGAAAAAGAUGUUCCCUCACAUGAACCCUUUCAAGAAAAGCGACAAAGUGAUCCCAAAAUUCACAGGGCAGGCCAGGAAGAGCAGCCUCCAGCAGAAAGGAUCCAAGCGAUCCGUCAAACGCAUGAAGUUCCUGGACAGCUACUGUGACAAACUACUGAAAUGUGACCAACCUGUGACUCAGAGCUCACAGCUCACACAGUUCUUCAUGCCCAAAGACCAUGACCUGCAGCCAGACUUCACCAAGAACAGCGUGAUGAUCCUGCUGUCUGAUGACCUGCCUGAUGGCUCAGGUGGAGGAGGUGGUGAUGGGACUCGCCAGCAUGCAGGCAACGUCACUCACCCGUUUGUCACCCAGACCUACCGCUGUGUGGCUGCUUACGAGACAAAGGACACCAAGAAUCGUCCAUUUAAGGUGGCUGUGGACGAGAAGCUGGAUGUCCUGAUCAAAGACCCUGCAGGUUGGUGGCUGGUGGAGAACGAGGAUAAGCGUUUGGCUUGGUUUCCUGCUCCCUACCUGGAGCUGUGGGACACAGAGGAUGAUGAUGGCGAUGAUGGAUUCCAGCUUGCAGGUGCCCUGUACUGUGCCGUGAGGAGUUACAACACCAAGAAGGAUGACGAGGUGUCUGUGCCCAUUGGCUCUGUGGUGGAGGUGCUGAGGAAGUCUGACGACGGCUGGUGGUUCAUCAGAUUCAAUGGCAAAGCAGGUUACGUGCCCUCCAUGAACCUGCAGCCAUACAACAACCCACGGGCCGGCCUUUACAGUCUGCACAAGCUGCACAGCUCCACUCUGAACCUGGCAACUCAGGCUCCUCAUCGACCCAGCAACAACGAAGACAGCCCACAGCGGGAUUCAGCAAGUUGGUCCAGAGGUGAGCCCAGUGUGCCCGGGCGUCUCCACAAGGCCCGAUCUCUGGAUGUCCUCUCUGAGACCUGGACGCAAACACAGAUGGAGAGGGAUGCCCCCACCUCAGACAGCACAAGCACCGAGAUGAGCUUCUCCAGCUCCUCCUCAAGCAGCGAAUCAUCCUCAAGUGUAAGAGAGAGCCGUUCAGGCAGUCCUGCAGCCUCAUUCCAGGCCAGUGUCAGCAACAGCGGGAGAAGCAGCCCUGAUCUCAGCCUCUCUGACCGCCGCGGCUCCAACACCAGCUCUGACACCUCUGUAUCUGUCAGCUCCAAAGGCAGUGAGACGGCUUCAAUCGCUCCCAGGAUGCCACCCAGACCCAAAACCGAGGAGAUCCUGACCCGCUGCACCACCAUGACCCGCAAGGCAGCCCUGGCCACCAAGACCCGGCUUCAGAUUCAGCCAGAGUCCAUCCACAGCCGCUAGGCCAUCACAAGCCU